CACUCAGUCUAGCCUCGUAACUCGUUUGGAACGGAUGCCAGCAACGGAGCAGGCAGUGAAGUAGUAUCACUAAAUUUAAUAUUAUAGUGAUUGUGAAUUUUUAUUCCAUAAAAUWUUUGCCAAAGUAAUGAAAUCGCGUUACGCGUGUGARACUAAAUUAUACAAAUGAAACAGUGUUUGUGUGCGUAUGUGCGUGUGUAAAAUACAUAUGUGUGUAUAUGCAUCGGAGCAACGUUUGUGCGUGUAUGCGAUUUAUAUGCAUUUCUUUAUGAUGAGAAAAUUUUAAUCGCUGCAAAGUAUACAUACAAAAUUUAAUGACAAACGCAAGAAGUAAAGUGAGUGCAAAAGUUGUGAAGCAAAACGCUUGCAUAAAAGCAGCAAUAAGCAAAAAAUUUAUUGUAAAAUAAAGUUAAGAGUAAAGAAACCCCAAUAGUAAAACAUUAUACAUACAAGUUGAGCAGGAAUACUAACUAACACAAACGCAGCCGUGUGCGUGUGCUGAAGCAGAGUCUUUGUUCGAAGAGGCAGUCAGCGCAUUUAGAAUUGAAAUCGUUCGCUAAACAUCGCGGAAGAAGCAGAGCAUAAGUGCUAAAGUGGAAAAAGAUAUAACAUAAAAGAAAAAUAGAGGGUGUGAAAUACAGACCUCUAAAAUUAACUUGACACAAGGAAAUUGUAAAAGAACAACAAUUCCGUCUUUGCUACGGUUAGCGCCAAAGUAGCUGGAUUUACACUGUUUUACGCCGAAGGGAAUGGUAUAUUUCUUGGGGGAUUGGGGCAUGGGAGAUUCUGACUGUACGUCAUAUCAUCAACAUGUUCCAACAAUACAACAGACCACUUUGCAUGCCCAUAGCCACAGCCAACGCCAGCACCAUCAUCAUCAACAACAGCAACAGCAACAACAUGUACAGCAAAUUCACGUACAACAGCAGCAAAAUGAGCARCAACGUCUUGAAUUGCAAUUACAAUUGCAACAACAACAACGACAACAACAUAUUGGUGAAAUUGCACCUACAUUAGGUCAACUAUCGCCCAUUCAAUUUGGCAGCGGCACACCAGAUGCAACAAUAUUGCUGAGCAGUACUCUCACAGCUGUACAACAACAACAGCAGCAACAUUUGUUAACUAACUCACCGCAACAUGUGGCGAGCAGCACUUUGGUUACAGCCAAUUUGCAGCAAUUGUCYGUGAGCAGUAACAGUCGCAGUAACAGCCACUGUUCGACCCCUAUUAAGUCAACAGUGCUUGAUGUUUUUGAUAAUACCGCCUAUCAGCAACUGCAACAACAACCUACGCAACAGUUAAAGCAGCAGCAAUCGUUGCCAACACAAGCACACCCGCUUGCCUCGGCGACAGCUGCUUUGCAUCAGUAUUUGGAUCGUCAACGUUCCGAUUCGUGUGUCGGUAAUGUUGGCAGCUGUACGAAUGCACCAUCCACGCCGUCUGCACCAGCGGAACACGGCGCUAAUAACAGCAACAACAGAGGAUCAACGGCCGCAGCUAAUAAUUUCCUGCUGCCACAGCUGAGUAAGGAUCUUCUGGAAAGUGAGGAUGAAGUCGCACUGCAGCCGCUCUCCAAUCAGGUCGGUGGCCACACACGUCUUCUACUGUUGAAUCAAUCGACUGUCAUAAAGCCAUUGAAUUUGCGUGAAUUGGACUUUUAUCAAAACAUUCCGCACGAUGUACAGAAGUUUGUGCCCAAAUACAAAGGCGUGAUGCAAGCGACCACAAUGGGCGGUGCAAAAUUGGAAAAACGGUACUCGCCGAGUUUCCGCGAAGAGCCGGUGCGUAAAAUGAGCACCACAAAACGGAAACGAGAUGAUGUGCUAAGGAUGAAAGUUCAUAAGAAUGGAAAUGCUGCCGAUGUUAUAAAAAGUAUUUCGCAAUUAGACAACACAAAUAAGCAAUAUUUCCUUAUGCUCGAGAACAUCACUUCGCAAUUUCGUAAUCCAUGUAUUUUGGACUUGAAAAUGGGCACACGUCAGCAUGGUGAUGAUGCCUCGGCGGAGAAGCGCUGCAAACAAAUGGCCAAGUGUGCGGCUAGCACCUCGGCAUCGUUAGGUGUACGCCUUUGUGGCAUGCAAACCUAUCAGGCGCAUAUCGAUCAAUAUGCCAAGCGCGACAAAUAUUGGGGACGCGAGUUGGAUGAGAGUGGCUUCAAGCAGGCUUUGCAUGACUUUUUCUACAAUGGCUAUCGAUUGCGUACACGCGUUAUCAAGAAAAUUGUACAGCGUUUGCUACAAUUGCGUCGUGUUAUCGAAAAACAAUCCAGUUACCGGUUCUACUCGUGUUCACUACUCAUUGUUUAUGAGGGCUAUGAGGAAAAUCCACAGGCUCAUCCCAUGGAUGUUGAGGAGUGGCUUACACCUACCACGCCGAAGUCAGCUACAAAGUCCGCUACUUUCGACUAUCAUCCUGAUAACAGUAUUGAUGAUGAUGACAUCGACGAUGACGAUGAAGAUGUAGUAGAUGCCGAUGAUGACACUGCCGGUCAUGAUGGUGGUGAUGAACUGGAGCUACACGAAACAGAGGAUGAUGACCUGCAUAUGGUUGCAGCGGAUAGCGGUAAUGCAUCGGCGACCAAUAGCAGCACCGGCGGUGAUCCAUGCUGUUAUGAUGCUGAUGCCUCAAAUGAUUCUACGAACGCAGCCGGUCUGAAUCUCCCUGCCACACGUCGCAAACGCGGUUUGACAGAGGCAACUCUGGAGAGAUCGCGUGGCUUCGCAGAUGUAGUAACACCAGUGCGCGGCUUUGAUGAGGACUCAGCUGCAUCAGCUACAGCUGCCAAUACUAUUAAUGAUGCAGUAUCCAUGCCACCACCAUCAAUAGCAGGAUUAAGUACAGAUAGCAAUAAUGCUAUGUCCACCGGUGGCAGUAACAYUAAUCCGCCAUUCAUUCCAAUAUCCGAAGACACAGUAUUCCUCGAUCCCGAACCACCCAUGCCAAGCGUUUCGACAUCUUCACCGCACUCGGGCGACUCUUGGAUGAACUAUAGCAGCAAUAGCAGUGAUGACUUCUCCGGGCUUUCUGAACAAAUCAAAGCGGUCACCAGUGGUCGCCAAACGGGCGAUAACAGUUCGGACGAGGCCAGCUCUGAUUAUGAUAGCAGCAUAAUUGGUCAAACAGAGGUGAUGCUGAAGCGUUACAAAUCUCAGCAAGAAUCCUUCGAUAUUUCGCCUUUGACGCAAACGGCCGAAAUGCCGCUUAUGUCAGCAACAACAACAGCGCGUCUACCGCACACGCUCGCCUCAUCUGCGUGUUCUACACCACCGCUGCCGCCGGGAAGUGUUGGAAAAYUAUCUGCAUCCGUUGCCAACUCUUCCCCCACCUCCUCGACUGCGUCCUCUCUGAAAUCAGUGCGCGGUGCAGUUAAACGUCUGCGUUGCAAAGACGCCGACGAUGAGGAUGAAGUGACAGCCAGCGAUAAUAAAAAAGACGCUAUAUCGACGUCUUCGCAAGCGAAAAAAUCAACAACAACACUGAGUCUAAGCAGCGUAGUUACGGGCGCAGGGAGUAGCAGUAGUGCUGCACCAGUGUCGUCKACACCGACGUCCGUCAACGCAUCGCCGGUGAAAACGCCGCUCAUGACGCCGACCUCAACAACAUCCGGCACUGAGAGCACAGUAGAUAAAAUCAAGAACACACUGCUCGCUGGCAUACAGGAGAUACACAAUACGAGCAGGAGCAACAACCACAGCAAUAAUGUAAGCAAAAAGAAAGCCACAGCGACGCGGCUAACUUUACAACAUGCCUCCAAAUCCCUGGAUAUCGCAGGCUGUCAAGCAUCCGCAACUACCGAAGAUGCACGAUGCCUUGUAGAUGUGCGUCUYAUUGACUUUGCGCACACAGCAUUCGUGCCGCGCAACGGUGGCGGAUUGCUGCAGCAGGCAACCACCAGCACUCCCGUACAUCAUGGACCAGAUGGUGGUUUUCUAACGGGGCUAGACAGCUUAAAUCGCUUACUCAACGAUAUUCUUACCGAAGAGGUCUGCGUAUAAGCGUGCUGUGCACGCAUAAAACAGCAUGCAACAUUUAAUUGGUUAUGUGCCGAUUUGCACCUCUACACGCUGAACCAGUGUAAGCAAAACGUCAGAAGUUUGAAAAACGCUUCGAGCGGAGACCUUACGCGUAUUUAUUUCACACACUGAAAUACAAAUCCACCAACAAUUACAAAUACAACGUAGAGGGUAUAUACGCGGCAGCAACGCAACCAGCCUAGACAAAACUAGCCCUCCACAAGCCCCCACCAUUGCACAAUUGACUGAGUAUGCGGCGUGAAUGGAAAUUUUUGGAAAAACAAAAACAGCGAAACGUGUGUGACCGUCUG
Molecule: messenger RNA, 4324 nt
Organism: Bactrocera latifrons
Lineage: Eukaryota; Metazoa; Arthropoda; Insecta; Diptera; Tephritidae
Gene: Ip6k
Exons: 7
Coding region: 750-3995 (1081 amino acids)
Biological process (GO): phosphatidylinositol phosphate biosynthetic process; inositol phosphate biosynthetic process
Cellular component (GO): nucleus; cytoplasm
Molecular function (GO): inositol hexakisphosphate kinase activity
Source: RefSeq, a predicted model, not a curated record